AUGGAGGAAAAAUCCCAUGAGGAAGAGGAUCAAAUCGUGACUCCGUGGGAAGUAACCGCCGAAAAGGGCGGCAAAAUCGACUACGACAAGCUUAUCGACAAAAGUUCGGCUGCCAGAGGAUCGAUCAGCCGCUCGUUGACCGCGUCGCCCGCCUCACGCGCCGACCUCCCCACGUCUUCCUCCGCCGCAGCUGACGUCCUCGAUGCUUACGAAAGAGGGGAGAAGUUUUAUCUCUACACUGGCCGUGGCCCCUCAUCGGAGGCACUGCAUUUGGGCCAUCUUGUGCCCUUCAUGUUCACAAAGUAA
Molecule: messenger RNA, 306 nt
Organism: Striga asiatica
Lineage: Eukaryota; Viridiplantae; Streptophyta; Magnoliopsida; Lamiales; Orobanchaceae
Source: the annotation of a GenBank genome assembly